GUGGCCUGCGAACUGGUGCGACCCGAGUGCUUGCUCCUGCUGCUCGGGCACGGCGCGUCGCCCUGCUUGCAGGACAGCGCCGGGAAUACCCCCCUCGACACCUUGCUGCAGCAGAUUUCCCACACGCCGGCAGCUAACAUGCGUGCCAAGCUCCUCUGCCUCGACUGCCUCUUCUUCUUCGUGCCUCAGGACGUCCAGUUCGCGAUGAAACAGCAACUGUUGGACAACCGGCAGCGGUGGCAGGACCUCCUGGGGGAGAACAGGUUCCAGUGCCUGCUGGGCUUGGCACCCCCAUCGCUGUUUGUCGGAGCCAUGCGUGUCUUGAUCAGGACCAUUUCACCCGAGCAUUUCCCGGAGGCACUGGACAAUCUGCCUCUGCCUCAUUUUCUAAAGCCUUUGGACUUGAAACUGGAGAGCUAG
Messenger RNA from Pelecanus crispus (Dalmatian pelican), 420 nucleotides. It is a transcript of the gene ANKRD9, whose product is annotated as ankyrin repeat domain 9. Gene Ontology annotation, molecular function: protein binding. The record is from RefSeq and is a predicted model, not a curated record. Lineage: Eukaryota; Metazoa; Chordata; Aves; Pelecaniformes; Pelecanidae.